GCAGUUAACAGUUGCAAACCGGCUCCCAGUCAUGUAGGUACCUCCCCGAACAGCUUCGGAACAAAUCUGUGUUCGGUCGUGGUUAACGAAAAAAAAUAUUUUCUCUUUGAAUAGUAAAAUAUUUAACAGUUAUUCAUGGCACAUAGAUAAAAGCGUCAAAAGAACAACUCGACCUUUUCAAUUAUCGAGGUUGAAAUUUUAAAUAGAUUACUACAACAUUUUUUUAACGAAAGAACUAUCUAAAAUUUGGGUUUAUUUGAUAUGAAUUUACGAUGGAUGAAUUUUUUGUUAUUUGGACUAUACUACGUCCCAGAAAUAAUGUCAUCUUCGUGGCAAAUGAGUUCUAUGGAGGCACCGUCUUUUUCUAUCGAACCACCUAAUUCAGUAUAUUUUUCCAAUACUACGGGUACAUUACUAAAUUGUCAAGGACACGGCUAUCCUCAACCAAAUAUCACUUGGUUAAUGUACAAUGAUAAAGUUGUUAUAGAGGUGCCCAGACUUAGGGAAAUUCAACCUAGUGGUAGCUUGUAUUUUCCUCCGUUUCCUUCUCAAGAUUAUACACCAGAUAUACAUACAACAAUUUAUAAAUGUGCUUUAGAGAAUCCAAUCGGAAAAAUUAUAUCACGUGAAUCACAAAUAAAAGCUGUGAUAGUGAAAACACUAGGAUUAGUAGUGGAAAAUGCGGUUGUAUUUCAAGGAAAUGUAGCAAUGUUUAAAUGCCAAUCGCCUGAAUUAAUUAGUGAACAUGUAGUAAAAACCUGGUUUAAAACAGACGAUUCUAAAUCAGGAAUUGAACAAGCGAUUCCAAUAUAUUUGGGUGGACGUUAUGUAAUAGCUUUGGAUGGAACUUUACUCGUACAUAAUGUAGUACUUGAAGAUAGGUUAGACCGAUAUUUUUGUCAAGUUAAAAAUAAGUACACUGGUGAUCAAUUAACCAGUCAAUUUGCUAAAAUAAUUGUUAAACAAUCUAUCGAAGAAAUACGUCCUACUAUUAAAUAUCACACGAAUCACUUGAACGUUAAGACAAACCAACCUAUUGAUAUACUAUGUUUGGCUGAGGGUUAUCCACCUCCAUCUUAUAAAUGGUUCAAAGUAGAUCAUGGUAGCACUCAAGAAGUAUCUAUAGAAUCUUUAUCAGUACAUCCAUAUCAAUCAUUACUACGAAUUACGAGCAUUCCUAUAACUGGUUCUAGAAUUAUUUAUAAAUGCGAAGUAUCUAACAAAAUUGGACAAGAUCAAAGAGAAAUAAUUAUAGCAGCUGAUACUCCAUUUGCUGUCAGCAUACAUCCUUUAAAACAAGUAAUUGAUUCAGGAUCAACUGCUAUUUUUAAUUGUUCUGCUCAAGGAACAUUUUUAAAACCUUUAUAUUCAUGGUUAAAGAAUGGAGCUCCUAUAAUAGGAUUUGAACGAUAUGAAAUAUCUCAAGAAGGAAAUCAAUUAAUCAUUCAAAAUGUAAUGAAGAAUGAUGAUGGAAUAUACCAAUGUUUAAUAAGGAAUCCAGAUACUGAUGACACUGCACAGGCCAGUGCUCUUUUAUUACUUGGAGCUGUAUCUCCUGAGUUAUUCAACGUUUUCCCUGAACAAAUAAUCCAAAAUAAUGGGUUUCUUUCACUUAGAUGUAUAGCUUCAGGUAAUCCACCCCCAAGAAUUUAUUGGUAUCUUGACGGGGGACUUUUAUUACCUCAAGGAGAUUAUGUUUUUGGAAGUUACAUGCAUAUAGAUGGAAAUAUUGUUAGUUACUUAAACGUUUCAGUUGCAGAUGUUUUACAUGGAGGUUACUACUCAUGUUUAGCACGUAAUAUAUUAGGAUUUAGGUUGUAUUCAGCUAUGGUAAAAAUUUACGGCGAUCCUGUAGCCAGACCACCGUUAAAUUUAACUGUACGAUCAGAUGACGAUGCAUAUCUUCAAUGUCCUGUUGCUGGUUACCCAAUUGCGAGAACUGUUUGGAAAAAAGACAUGGUAUCUAUUUCAAACCAUUCUAGACAUCAACUUUUUGACAAUGGUACACUUUUCAUACGUUCAACUCAAGAUAUUUCUGAUUCGGGACUUUACGUAUGCACAAAAAUUAAUGAUAAAGGGCAGUUUGCUACAGGAAAUCUCUAUUUAAAAAUAAUGAAACCACCCGUAGUAACACCAUUUCAAUUUACUAAAGAUUUACAACAAAGUGAAAGAGCCCAGGUUUCGUGUACUAUAAAAUCAGGAGAUUUGCCGAUGGAGUUUGUUUGGCGAAAAGACAAUAGAAUACUUACAACUGAUAACGAAAUUGAGUUACAAAAUUUCAAAUUUUCUAGCACUAUUUUCUUUAGUAAUUUAAAACCACAUCAUGCGGGACUUUAUACGUGUAUUGUCAGCAACUUUGUUGCCAGUAGCAAUUACUCCGCUCUUUUAAAUAUCAAAGCUCCACCAAGAUGGAUUGUUGAGCCCGAAGAUACGUCAGUACUUGUUAAUCAACCAACCGUCAUUAAUUGCCAAGCUGAAGGAUAUCCACAACCAAAAAUAAUAUGGACUAAAGCUUCUAAUAAUCAUUUAUUACAAUCAUUUAAUAUAUUCUCAGACUAUGAUCUAACAGUAUUAGGAAAUGGUUCUUUAACUAUACAAUUAACAACACGUCAAUAUGAAGAUAACUAUACAUGCUCGGCUGAAAACGGAAUUGGAAAACUAAUUUCAAAAACUGUAUCAUUAAAAGUUCAUAUUCCUGCUCAAUUUAAAGAAAAAAUAAUAAACAAAAACGGUGUAGGUGGAAGUAAAGUGUUAUUAACAUGUAAAGCGGAAGGUUCAAAGCCACUAAGCAUUCAGUGGAAACCUUUUGUAAAUAACAUCAAAACUAAAGACACCAAAGAUGGUGUAAUAUCAGAAAUGCUUCUUGAGUCCUUAAAUAGAAAUCAAACGGGUGUUUACAUAUGUAUGGCAUCUAAUUCUUAUGGUUACGACCGUAUGACAAUUAAUUUGGUUGUUAAAGAGCCACCUGUAGCUCCAAAACAGUUAAAGGUCGUAGAGGCAGGUACGAGAUGGCUAGAAUUUAGUUGGGAACCAGUAGAAAUAUUCAUAACCCAUUACAUUCUUCAGCUAUGUCAUAAUUUAUGCAUUAAUUGGUCAAAUUAUACUAUUAAUGGGAGUUUAACUCAUACAAAAGUUUCCUAUUUAAAACCGGCUACAAUUUAUAUUGUGCAAGUUGUAUCAGUUAAUGAUUUCGGUUGUAGCAAUCCUAGUCAAAAUGUCACCGUAACUACUUUAGGAGACAAGCCUAGCGCACCCCCAGAUAAUUUAGAAGCCAUUAACAUUGAAUCAAAUCUAGUUGCAGUAAAAUGGAAUCCCCCUGAAAAAAAUACUUGGAAUGGUCAAAUUUUGGGCUAUAAACUAGCAUAUAUUGACACUAACGAGUUAUCAGUCAUAAACAUUAAGACAAUAUUUGGCGUAAGCAGAUGCUAUUUUAACAUUACUAAUCUGAGCCCAUUUACAACAUACCAAAUUACAGUAAGAUCAUUUAAUGAACUAGGAUUUGGUCCAGAUUCAGAUUUUAUACGUGUUGUUACUAAAGAAGGAGUUCCAAGUGAACCUCCACAAAAUGUAAAAUGUUUACCACUAACUACAGAAUCAUUAAGGAUGAGCUGGAACCCACCACCAAUGGUUUCUCAUCACGGUAUUAUUUUGGGUUAUAAAAUUCAGUAUAAAAAAAUAAACCAAAUAUUAGGAACUUACGUUGCAAAUGAAAUGAAAAGAACCACGAACUUAGAAACAAAUUUACAUGGACUAGAAAAGUAUACAAAUUACAGUAUAAAAGUUUUGGCAUAUACUAAAGUAGGAGAUGGCGUUCAAUCGAACACUAUUUACUGUGUUACUGAACAAGAUGCUCCGGGGUCUCCAGAAAAUGUUAAAGCUCUUACAGUAACAUCUAAUAGUGUACUGGUUUCUUGGACUCCACCAAUAAAAUCGAAUGGCAUCAUCAUUAAAUACGUCGUCCACGUUAAACACAACAAAGUAAUUGAAAAAGAGAUUGUUUUUGGUGAAAAAAAUACUAAAAUUGAAGUUCGACAUCUUAAAGAGUUUCAACGGUAUGAAUUUUGGGUUACUGCAUCCACUACAGCUGGUGAAGGGCAACCAAGCUUCCGUGUAAUUCAAAGUCCAAAUUCAAGAGCUCCAGCUAGAGUAGCAUCUUUUGGUGAUCACAUAAACGUUGUGGUAGGAACAAAAUGCUUAAUUGAAUGUUAUACAGUAGGAAUGCCAACUCCAAUUGUCAAAUGGAAACAGCCCGAAGGCACUGAAGUCGAAGUUUUAACAGACGGUAGUCUAAUGAUCGGACCUAUAAAUGACAGUUCUUAUGAAGGUAACUAUACUUGUCAUGUAGAAAAUAUUUUCGGAAGGGAUCAAGUAUCUUAUAUGGUCCACGUUCUUUACCCGCCGGAGCCUCCUGAAUUUUACGUUGAGUCUAUUUCAACAGAAGUCAUAUUAGUACAAUGGAGACCGAUAAAACAAUUUGACAUUGUUACUACCGCAUAUACACUGAAUUAUAAGUUAAAUGAUAACCCACCUGAAAAAGUGGACAUUGACUCGGAUAAUUUAACAUACUAUAUCAGAAGACUGAAAUGUGGAUCGAAAUACAGCGUAUCGAUGCAAACUGUAAAUACAGUAGGCAUCAGUAGAUUUAGCCAAGUAAAAGAAGUGUUAACUAAAGGUGGAGUUCCUGAUAUACCAGACAAAGAUACUGUUCUUGCAAUUAAUUCGACUAGUUUGACAUUCACAUUUAGUACAUGGCCCAUUAAUCUGUGUUCUAUUCAUUCAUUUACAUGUCAUUAUACAUUAAUUAAUGAAGAAAAUGCUGGUAUUUGGAUCAAAAUGUCAAAACAAAAAUUAACCAGCGAUACCUUCACUAUAAGCCACUUAAAACCAGCUACAGUUUAUACAGUACGAAUGAUUGUUCAUACAGAAGCUGGGGACAGAACAUGGGAACACACUUUAGCAACUAGAACAUUAUCUGGAGAUAUAGUUCAAAUUCAAUCAAACAAUAAAUAUGACAUUAUUCAAAGUAUUGCUCAGUUACACAAGUAUGUACCUGUAGCAUCUGCUCUUAUAUGUUUAGUAUCGUUUUGUGUAUGCAUUUGCGUGGUUAUCAAACGAAGGAAAAAAGAAUCGCAAUAUUUGAGAGGUAGUCCGAUAGAAAGAGAAUCGAGUGUUGAGUUAGAAAAGCAAAUUGAAUUUACAUCUUUUACGAUGAGAAAUAGAGGAUCUUCAUUAAAUAAAUCUGAUGAAAAAACAAUCGAAUACGAAGUAAGCCCAUACGCUACAUUCAAUGUAAUCCAAACAACGGCACCAUCAAUUUCCAAGACGUCUUCUUGUCAUCGAACACUUAGCCAAAGUGAUUGCUAUGAAAUGCCUGAUCAAAUGAAUACUUAUGAAGUUUCUUACAUAUCCAAUAAACAAACAUUCCCGGUAUCAACUAAAUUAUGUAGAAGGACAAUGUCACCCGUACACUUCAUAGAAGAUUUAAAUAAUGCAUCGUACCACAAUAAGAUGACGUCAAUAAGAAAACAAGGAUUAGACAUUUAAUGAAACGUUUAAUACAGACAUUAGAAAAGGCGCUAUCCUCACACUAAAACAGAAAAAUCAUCAAAUAUCCUUGUAAUAAAAAUAUUAAAUAUUGUGCUUUACAAUAAUUAUACAUUAUCUAGAAAUAAACACCAAUAAGUAUAAGACACAGUUAUAACAGUUUGCAUUGUAUGAUGUUAGAGUUUUAUAUAUUUUAUUUAAGCUAAAAUAAGAACUUAAUUUAUCAAAGUACAUUUUUUGAAAUAAGUCGUUUAAUAUCAAAAGAAAAGUAAGACUAAAAAAUUUCUCUAAUUUAAAUUUAUUUCGACUAUCACUUAUAAAUUGAGCAAUCAAAAUUUAGAAGAAUAAUAUAAGAUGUACAUUUUCUUUGCUAUUGGCCAGCUCAAUUAAAUUAGUUUAAUUAUGUACCAUAAACACAAAUUCAUGAUUAAAUUUUAAGGAAGGACAAAAUCUUAAAUUUCACUUAACAUUAAAAUGUUUAAAGGUCAAUCAAAACUUUCCAUCUAAUUACAAUUUUUUUUAACACAUUUUUCCUUGAAAAUUAUAAAAUCAUAGUGAGAUGUUAUAAUAUGUAUUAUGUACAGUAGCCACCGGUGCCAUCAAUGAUGUGCAUUAAUAUUACAAUUGUGUAAUCUGAAAAUAAAAUAUGACAAAUCAUAUUGUUUUAAAUCAGAUUUAAGGAAAAUACACAGAAUUUAUAAUUGAGAUUCAAAUUGUGUACAAAUUAUAGAAA
Daktulosphaira vitifoliae (grape phylloxera) is the source of this 6277-nucleotide messenger RNA. RefSeq names its product cell adhesion molecule Dscam2-like. Gene Ontology annotation, molecular function: protein binding. NCBI's taxonomy places the organism in Eukaryota, Metazoa, Arthropoda, Insecta, Hemiptera, Phylloxeridae. Gene Ontology annotation, cellular component: axon; plasma membrane. The transcript has 29 exons. Bases 262 to 5544 code for a protein of 1760 amino acids. Gene Ontology annotation, biological process: cell-cell adhesion; axon guidance. The record is from RefSeq and is a predicted model, not a curated record.